GUGGGACGUCAGAAAAAAAUCAGGGCAUGCGAGUUGUCCUUGACAUGACAGAAGGCCUCCAGGGAAAAACGAUAACCUGUGACAACUUCUUUACUUCACAUGCCCUUGGCCUGGCGCUGCUGAAAAGAAAGCUGUUCAUGGUGGGAACAGUAAGGAGAAAUAAACCUGAGCUUCCCCCUGCACUGGUGUCAAAAGCGGACAGGGCUCGUUUCUCAUCAAAGUUUGCUUUCACCGAGACCCAUGCUCUCUCUGGUGUCCUAUCUCCCCAAGAAACAGAGAAAUGUUCUUCUGAUGAGCACUCUGCAUCGGGAUGCAGCUGUGAGCGACAGCGAUGACAAAAAGCCCCAAAUCAUCGAAGAUUACAAUCACAACAAAGGGGGUGUCGAUAACCUUGACAAGGUUACCAGUGUGUACACGUGCAAAAGAAUGACAGCCCGUUGGCCCCUAGUUGUCUUCUUCAACAUUCUCGACGUGUCUGCAUACAAUUCCUUUGUCCUGUGGUCUGAGAUCAACCCAGCCUGGAAUCAGGAGAAGUGCAACAAGAGGAGGCUGUUCAUGGAGGAGCUUGGACGACAACUUGUGAUACCUCACAUCCAGCGACGCAAGGUUCUUCCCCGCACGCCAGCCGCUGCCAGUUUGGUUAUGGAGGUCCAGCAGUUCUGCUCUAGCUCUACCUCUGCAGCAGCUACCCGUCACCCAGCUCCCACUCGCCCAGCUCCCGCUCGCCAAGCUCCCCCUCCUGACCCAUCACCCAAAAGGAGCAGGUGCAAAUUCUGCCCUCGCCAGUUUGAUGUCAAAACCAAGAAAAUGUGCCAAAGAUGCAAUGCAUACAUCUGCAAAGAUCACACCAUUGUUACCUGCCCUGCAUGCAACUAA
This is a messenger RNA of Gymnodraco acuticeps, 876 nucleotides long. RefSeq names its product piggyBac transposable element-derived protein 4-like. The record is from RefSeq and is a predicted model, not a curated record. Lineage: Eukaryota; Metazoa; Chordata; Actinopteri; Perciformes; Bathydraconidae. The coding region runs from base 241 to 876 and encodes 211 amino acids. The transcript is spliced from 3 exons.